Molecule: messenger RNA, 1759 nt
Organism: Girardinichthys multiradiatus
Lineage: Eukaryota; Metazoa; Chordata; Actinopteri; Cyprinodontiformes; Goodeidae
Gene: grpel1
Product: GrpE-like 1, mitochondrial
Exons: 4
Coding region: 91-735 (214 amino acids)
Biological process (GO): protein import into mitochondrial matrix; protein folding
Cellular component (GO): PAM complex, Tim23 associated import motor
Molecular function (GO): adenyl-nucleotide exchange factor activity; protein-folding chaperone binding; protein homodimerization activity
Source: RefSeq, a predicted model, not a curated record
UCUUACUUGAAUUUGAUUGGUUGAAGCGUCACGGCGUCUGAAUCAAGCUAAUGCAAGUCGUCAGCGUGUGUGUCUCUGUACAUUUGGAAAAUGGCGAGCUGGUGUGUCCGAGCAGUGAGACAGAGCUACUCUGUGUUAGCGUCACCUGCACUGAAGAGAGCACCUCCACGGUUGAUGUGCACAGCCACCCAGCAGAAGAAUGGCCCCGGGUCGGUGGAGGAGGCUGAGAAGACGGAGCAGAGCACAGCAGACAAGGUCCUUACUGAGGAGAAAGGCCAGCUGGAGGAGCAGCUGAAGGAGAUGACAGAUAAGUAUAAGAGAGCUCUAGCAGAUACAGAGAACCUGAGGACCAGGAGUCAAAGGAUGGUGGAGGAUGCUAAACUAUAUGGCAUCCAAAGCUUCUGUAAGGACCUCCUAGAGGUCGCUGACAUCCUGGAGAAGGCCACGGAGAGCGUCCCAAAGGAGGAGGUGACGAGUCAGAACCCUCAUCUGAAGAACCUGUAUGAUGGCCUGGUGAUGACCGAGGUCCAGAUCCAGAAGGUCUUCAUGAAGCACGGCCUGGUCAAGAUCAACCCUGAGGGCCAGAAGUUCAAUCCCUACGAACACGAGGCUCUCUUCCAAGCCCCCGUGGAAGGCAAAGAGCCCGGGACCGUUGCUGUGGUAACCAAAGUGGGCUACAAGAUCCACGGUCGCACCCUCAGACCGGCAUUAGUGGGUGUGGCCAAAGCUUCCUAGGGCUGAUUGGCUAAUAGAAUAACAAAGUGGGAUUAGCCUUGUUGCCAGGGUAAUGGAUGACAACGGACUCAGCAGACUGUCCAAGGCCCUGCUGUCUUUUCCCACAAAACAAUCCUCGCACUCUGAGACAGGACCAGCAAUGCAAACGUUCCAAGUGGACAGUUUUAACUCCGUCUGCCAGUGGACAGCCUGUUUAGUAUAUCUGUUUGUCAUCAACAUUGUGAUUCAUUCAGGAUCUGUUAGAAAACAAAGAAAAGUUAUGACUGUGGAGAGCAGAUUAACGCCAUUAAACCAUAAGUUUAAAUAAAGGCAUCAUAAGUUACUGUUCAUAAGUGAGGGGUAAGACGCAUUCAGUAAGUGGUACAGCUGCUGGUGUCAUUCCAAGCUUCUGUUUUAACAGUUGUGAUUUCGUGUUUUGAGUUUAAACUACUUUCUGAAUUAAAGCUGAGGUGAUUCGAUGGAAAAGCCCAGAUGUUACUUCAGACUCUCAGUGCAGUUUAAGUAAAAAUUAUUAUUUUAUCAUCUAGAUUUAUUCAGGUCCAAUAAACAAGCCUCAGGCAGUGAUGUAAUGUGGCUCAUUUAAAAAUAUGAAUGUAUAUCAGCUUAUAAGAGUGAUCUGAUUUCAUCCAGAUGUCUGUAUUGUAAUAAACUCAGUAACGCUGUAAUCUGUGAAGGCUUUUUUAACUCAGAUUGGAUCCUGAGCCUCAGUGGUGUGAAAAGUAGCAACGGUGGAUGUUGAGGCUCCUACAAGUAUACUCUUCCUCAUACCUUGGUAUCAGCAUCUGUAGAUCUACUGUAGGAGAAAAAGCACAAGAUGUUGAAGGUUAAUUGAAAUGAAGCAGUAGCACAGCGAUAAAGAGUUUUAUUACAGAUACAUUUUGUUUCCUAUACUGGGGUAAAAACAGAAAGAGAACUGGAAUAGUGGAUAAUGUCUCAUUUAAUCAUCCUACACACAAUGCAUGGGGAACAUCAGUAUUAAAAUCAUAUAAGUCUCAUUAAAUAAAAUAUGUUUAAGUCUUUAAAA